This is a messenger RNA of Pseudophryne corroboree (corroboree frog), 3444 nucleotides long. RefSeq lists its product as uncharacterized. The record is from RefSeq and is a predicted model, not a curated record. Lineage: Eukaryota; Metazoa; Chordata; Amphibia; Anura; Myobatrachidae. The coding region runs from base 315 to 1424 and encodes 369 amino acids. The transcript is spliced from 3 exons.
AGGUGGCGCUUUCCGUCUCCUGACACGGCUGCCCUCAAGGAUCCGGCGGAUCGCAAGCAGGAGACGACAUUGAAGGCCAUUUCCGUUACUACUGGUGCAUUACUCAGACCUGCUGUGGCGUCGGCGUGGGACACUGCAGAUUACCUAAAGGAUGCGGCGAGGAAUAUUGGCCUCUUGGGAUCAAGAGCCAAUGCCAUGGCGGACGGUCUCAGCCAGGAGGGCGCUGUGGAUUCAUCAAUGGAAUGCUGAUGCAGACUCCAAGAAAGCUAUGGAAGCUCUUCCGUUUAAAGUUUACACAAAAUUAAAAGGUCAAAAUGGGACUGCCAGAAACAGCUGGUAAGGUUACGCCUGCAACACACAGCCAAUCUACCAACCACACCACUAGUAGGAGACCACAUCAACACAAAGUACUGGAGAAAUCUGCUCAAUCAAGGAAAGUUCAAAAGCCACCAAGUACCAGUGAACCGUUGAAAUUACAUGAUAAACAAGGCAUCUAUCCAACAACACGAAGCACCAAGAAUCAUGAAGCCUCCUCAAGUAGUGCCAGAAGAGCAGCCGGCGGUAAUCAGCACACAACAGCCUCAAAUGCAGCUGGAGAUUCCCAGCAAAUACAUACAGCUCCUUUCGUCACUACCCAAGGGAAAAAACUCUCUGCACCUGAAACUCAAAGUGAGCUGUCUAAAAGAGAUAUAGAGAAAAUAGAAAGACAGACCCGUGGCCAGAGAGAGAAUCAAGACUGGCACUACUGGCGCCAAAAUCGCAUAACGGCUUCAUUGGCACAUCAGAUAUCGCACAGUAGAUUUGCAAAUAAAAAAACUGAAGAUAUUCCACAAUCCUAUCUGAAGGCUGUUCUGGGCUCAGGAUCCACAGUUCAAACAACUGCCAUGAGUUGGGGCAUCAGAAAUGAGAAAAAAGCUGUGCAAACCUAUGAAAGAAUGGCUGCAAAGGAUAAAGGCUGUGAAGUGCAGGUAGAAGAGUGUGGUUUAUUCAUACAUCCAACCAAGACCUGGCUGGCAGCAAGCCCCGAUGGGAUAGUGAAAGAUAAACACACAGGAGAGAAGCUUUGCCUCUUAGAGGUGAAGUGUCCAUAUAAACACAAAGAACACACAAUUGAAGAGGCUUGCAAGGACCGCAAUUUUUGCUUAGCACUUAAUGGAGAUUCCUAUAUCCUGAAGCUAAAUCAUGCCUAUUAUACGCAAGUACAAUGUCAGCUGGCAGCCACAGGGAUGAGCAGUGCAGACUUUGUUGUGUACACAAACAAAGAGACUGCAAUCAUCCCUGUGAAAUUUGACCCAGAAUUUUGGGAAAUGACAGAACCAAAGCUGGAGAAAUUCUAUGUAGAAGCUGUACUGCCUCAUGCAAAGAAGAUGGACGCACAUGGAAAAGAACCACAAAACACUGAUGUGUAUGUACCAGAGGAGUGAAGGAGGGAAGAGAGCAGGGAGUGGAGAAGUAUGAAGUACAAUUACUGUUUGAGAGCCAGAGAUCUGCAAUAUAGACCUGGGUUCUGGAUUCAUAAACUGCUAAUUAUGUAUUGGAAAUAAUGUAGAAGCCACCAGAAGAACAGCGUUCUCUACUCAAUUCCAAUUGAUCUAAAUUUGUAAAUACACAGAUUGAUCCAGGUAAUGGGUUGGACAGAGUGAUAUCUUAUACUGUAUCUGCAUAAUAGUGUGACAGAAGUAUACAAAUCUUGUGGUAUUGAGACACAACACAUACAGUAUAUGGGUAUCCAAUAAAACAAAAAAAAAAGGUUAUUACAGGUUGAGUAUCCCAUAUCCAAAUAUUCCGAAAUACGGAAUAUUCAGAAAUACGGAAUUUGAGUUAGAUAGUGAAACCUUUGUUUUCCGAUGGCUCAAUGUACACAAACUUUGUUUAAUACAAAGAUAUUAAAAAUAUUGUAUUAAAUGACCUUUAGGCUGUGUAUAUAAGGUGUAUAUGAAACAUAUAUGAUUUGUGUGAAUGUACACACACUGUUUAAUACAGAGUAUAUGAAACAUAAAUGCAUUCUGUGCUUAGAUUUAGGUCCCAUCGCCAUGAUAUCUCAUUAUGGUAUGCAAUUAUUCCAAAAUACGGAAUAAUCCGAUAUCCAAAAUACCUCUGGUCCCAAGCAUUUUGGAUAAGGGAUACUCAACCUGUAUCAUGAUUUUAGCCUGAUGGUCAUUAUCAGGCAUCCAAUUAUAGCCCUUUUUAUUUCCAGGUGAUCACACAUGGGAUCUGGGAUAAAUUCCCGAUCCCAUGUAUUAUUGCGGCUGUGAUGGCCUGUUAUCAGGGAUUAUGCUUGUGUGCUUGAGGCACGUGAAGCAUAAUCCCUGAUAAAUGCCGGUUAUUGGGGCUAAUUGGGGUAAAUCACUGCAGCUAAUUGGAUUACUGUUUUCUGCUUGGUAACUGACCACAUGUUCAUCAUUGUUUUCGCUUACAUUUACUCUUUCAAUUUUGGAUGACACAGUUGUAUAAAGGUAGUCACAGUAUCAUUAAUCGAAGAAAAAGAAAUGUGUACCAAGAACAUGAAUGCAAUGUUUUUACAUCUAUUAGUGCAUGCAUUGCUUUCAGCAGUAUUAAAGCUUGAUCAGUGCACUUAGGGACACCUGUGAAAAUAGUAAGUAUGUUAGCCAAGAUUUCCAAAGGAUCGAUCGAGAGGAGCAUUUAUGGUACACAGAUAUGUGUAAAAUGUUUCAGUAGGGAACGACAACACUCCUAUGAGAGACACAGGGCCUGCUUCAGAGUUAAGAGCAAAUAAAACAAAACCAUGCUGCUCUACAGGUGGGGAGGAAUUAGAAUGUGCAGAUUUAAGGUGCCCAUACACUAGUGCGAUUUCGCCCGAUUUCAUCAGAUUUUGAUGUUUCAGGCUGAUAAAUCAGAUGCAAACUGGCAAAUUGCAUGUGUUUUACCUCUGAUCCGAUGCAUGGUCCCGUGAGCAUCAGAUUGGAGCCCCUAGAUUGAAAGUACUGCACUAUAGAUAUAUCGUACCGGCAGCCUUGGUUGGGGUCGCAUACGAUACAUUGUAUGCAAAAGUACUGCAUAUGUAACAGUGAUCGUAUGCGACUUCUCCCCUCCGAGAAGUCGCAUUAGUGUAUGGCCAGCUUUAGAGUUGGGAAUGGCGUGUCCUAGCUUAACUCUACAUUGUAGCGCAAAAACAAAGCUGGCCACUAUUUAAUUACAUGCAAAACUAGCCUUCCCUGCAUGCAGAAAGUAAAUGCAUUUCCUCCCUUUUCAUUGCAAACUGGAUCGAACCAGAAAUAAACUGCUAAUUUUCCCCCCCCAUUUGUUCUAAACUCUGAAUCAGGCCUCUAACUUCAAGGACUUUCGAGCUGUUUACAGAGGGGACUGUAAAUCAAUGCUUACUUUAGAAACAGAUUUUCAAAAUGACAUACACAGUGGCGUUAAUAUUCAGCAUUUCACAAAGGUGUGGGAUCUGGUCUGAAUUCAGCAGUGUCCCUACCCUUC